This is a messenger RNA of Aspergillus costaricaensis CBS 115574, 1242 nucleotides long. Its product is annotated as spermidine synthase. Lineage: Eukaryota; Fungi; Ascomycota; Eurotiomycetes; Eurotiales; Aspergillaceae. Gene Ontology annotation, biological process: spermidine biosynthetic process. Gene Ontology annotation, molecular function: spermidine synthase activity. The transcript is spliced from 5 exons. Bases 163 to 1041 code for a protein of 292 amino acids. Gene Ontology annotation, cellular component: cytosol. The record is from RefSeq and is a predicted model, not a curated record.
UCUCUCGUCGCUUCUUUCCUUUCGCUUUCCUUCUCUCCUCCUUCCUCCUCUUCUCUCUCUUCCUCUUCUUCUCUUCUCUUCCGUCUCCCUUCAGCUGCUUCUUCGCUGUCUGCUCUCCGUCUUCGUCCUCGUCUUCUCCGUCCUUUUCACCACUCUAUCACCAUGAGCGACAUCACUCACCCCACCAUCAAGGAUGGCUGGUUCUCCGAGCAGUCUGACAUGUGGCCCGGCCAGGCCAUGAACCUCAAGGUUAACCAGAUCCUCCACCACGAGAAGUCCAAGUACCAGGAUGUUCUCGUUUUCGAGAGCAGCGACUACGGCACCGUCCUCGUCCUCGACAAUGUCAUCCAGUGCACUGAGCGCGAUGAGUUCUCCUACCAGGAGAUGAUCACCCACCUCGCCAUGAACUCCCACCCCAACCCCAAGAAGGUCCUUGUCAUCGGUGGUGGUGACGGUGGUGUCCUCCGUGAGGUCGUCAAGCACGAGACCGUCGAGGAGGCCACCCUGUGCGACAUUGACGAGGCUGUUAUCCGUGUCUCCAAGAAGUACCUUCCUGGCAUGAGCAUUGGCUUCCAGCACCCCAACGUCAAGGUCCACGUUGGCGAUGGUUUCCAGUUCCUUAAGGAGCGCCAGAACGAGUUCGAUGUUAUCAUCACUGACAGCUCUGACCCCGAGGGUCCCGCUGAGAGCCUCUUCCAGAAGCCUUACUUCGAGCUUCUGCGCGAUGCGCUCCGUGAGGGAGGUGUCAUCACCACACAAGCCGAGAACCAAUGGCUGCACCUGUCUCUGAUCACCGACCUCAAGAAGUCCUGCAAGGAGGUCUUCCCCGUCGCCGAAUACGCCUACACCACCAUCCCCACCUACCCCUCCGGCCAGAUCGGCUUCAUGGUCUGCUGCAAGGAUGCCACCCGUAACGUCAAGGAGCCCGUUCGCAGCUGGACCCGCGAGGAGGAGGAGAAGCUCUGCCGCUACUACAACCAGGACAUCCACCGCGCCAGCUUCGUUCUCCCCAACUUCGCCCGCAAGGCUCUGGACGCUUAGACUAUCUGAAGUUUUAUCGUUCUAAUACUUUGGGUGGUGGCCUCCUCCGUUUCGAGGCCCCACGGCGGCUGAUAAUCGAUGAUGAUCUGACGAUGACGAAUAUAACAAAAGAUUUCUGCUGCUUCCUCAAUAAUAUUCCCCCGAUGCUUCACAUGGAUUGACACGUGAGAUGCAAGGAUUUACUAAGAUAUAAUACUAGCC